Messenger RNA from Aspergillus heteromorphus CBS 117.55, 1415 nucleotides. Its product is annotated as amidohydrolase family protein. The transcript is spliced from 2 exons. Gene Ontology annotation, molecular function: hydrolase activity; carboxy-lyase activity. Gene Ontology annotation, biological process: secondary metabolic process. Bases 106 to 1254 code for a protein of 382 amino acids. The record is from RefSeq and is a predicted model, not a curated record. NCBI's taxonomy places the organism in Eukaryota, Fungi, Ascomycota, Eurotiomycetes, Eurotiales, Aspergillaceae. Gene Ontology annotation, cellular component: cytosol; cytoplasm.
CACCUCCCACCUGCUAAUCACCUAUCUAUCUCCUCUCCUCUCCUCUUCUCCUCUUCUCUCCUCUUCUGUCUCCCCUCGCAUCCCAUCCAGACUCAAUACGCAACAAUGCCACCCCUCGUCGUCGACAUCCACACCCAUGUCUACCCCCCAGCCUAUAUGCAGAUGCUUCGCGCUCGCAAAUCGAUCCCCUACGUCCACGACCCUGCCGAAGCCACCCCGCGCCUGAUCAUCCUCUCCUCCGACGACGACCCGUCCAUCCCCAUCGACCAGCGCGGUCGCCCCGUGGAUGCCUCUUACUCCGACAUCAACGUGAAGCUGGCCUUCAUGCGCCGCCACGCCAUCAACUGCAGCGUCAUCUCCCUGGCCAAUCCCUGGCUGGACUUUCUCGAGCCCCAGGAGGCCCAGACCUGGGCGGAGCGCAUCAACGAUGACCUCGAGGCGACCUGCGCGCGGGUCAACCACGCCGCAGACCCGGAUCACUCGAAGGCCCUCCAUGAGAAGGAGACGCUGUUUGCCUUCGGGGCUCUUCCCCUCAGUGCCCCCUCGCCCGCCAUCGUUGUGAGCGAGAUCAGAAGGCUGAAGACCCUCCCACAUCUGCGAGGCGUGAUCAUGGGCACAACGGGGCUGGGGAAGGGGCUGGACGAUGGCCGGUUGGAUCCCGUCUGGGGCGCCUUGCAGGACACGGGCUCCAUGCUGUUCCUGCAUCCGCACUACGGCCUCCCCGACGAGGCCUUCGGGGGUCCCGAUGCGAUGAACCGCUACGGUCAUGUCCUUCCGCUGGCGUUGGGGUUCCCGCUCGAGACAACCAUUGCGGUGACGCGCAUGCUGCUGGCCGGGGUGUUCGAUCGGUUUCCGCGGCUAAAGAUCUUGCUGGCGCAUUCGGGCGGCACCCUUCCCUUCCUCGCAGGUCGCAUCGAAAGUUGCAUCCUGCAUGAACGCAAGUUCACGGCUAAUGGGGGCGAGGUGCCCGGUCCGCAACGCAGCGUGUGGGACGUUCUGAACACCAACAUCUAUCUCGAUGCCGUCGUAUACAGUACAGCUGGGCUGAAAGCCGCGGUUACUGCGGCUGGGGGCGCCGAUCGCCUUCUCUUCGGUACUGAUCAUCCCUUUUUCCCGCCUUUGGGCAACGAUGACGAGGAAUGGCCCAGUGUGACGACUAACUACAAGGCAAUCCACGCCGCAUUCGACGCGGAUGGUGAUACCGCUGCAGGGGUGUUGGGUGGAAAUGCAGCUCGCAUCCUCGACUUGAAAUGACCUCUCUCUUGGUGGCACUUUUCAAUUUCAUGUGACAUGACAAAGAUUCUGCAUUGAUGGGGGAAAUCGUUAGCGAUACUGCAGCGACGGCAUACACAACAUGUGACCAUGUAUAGAUAGGACGACGAAAAAUAGAAAAGAUACAAGAGAUAAUAGCGAUA